AUGUCGGAGCGAGGACUCCGAGGUCUACGUCAUGCCAAUGACUCCAGCCUAUAUGAGGACGUCGUGCGAAACACUGUGCCGGUUCAUGCUCGCAUGGUUCACGGUCUAGAUAGCUCUGACCAGCCAUGCAGCACACCAGCGCCAUACGACGUCCAUGGAGAACACUUGAGGGUUGUCGACCGCGCAUUCUUGAAUCGCCGGUUACUAGAGUCUCUGGAUGAACAUGAGAACGUAAAAGUCUUCUACGAGCACAAGCUGUUGUCGGCAAAUCUCGACCGCCAGGAAGCCGUCUUCAAUGCGGUCGUCAGCAAGCCCAGGCCUCCCGAAUUGCAUCUACCUGCAGAGGUUCCAGAGCCGGCUAGCCCGGUACUCUCUGAUACAAAGACAGUUCAAUACGACUUGCUCAUCGGUUCAGAUGGAGCAUACUCGAUGACCCGACAAUGCAUCUCGAAAUAUGGAAGACUCAACCUCCAGCAGACAUGGAUUGAUGUUAUGUGGUGCGAGUUCGUGAUUCGUCCAAAUAAGGAUGGUGAACACAGGCUUUCAUCUAAGCAUCUCCAUAUAUGGCCUCAGGAUGAUUACAUGUUCAUUGCCCUUCCAGAUCAGAAUUCGACAUUCACCUGCAAUCUUUUCGGUCCACGUUCGUUGUUCCUUGAGCUUGAGGCAAACCCGGACAGGGUAGUACCUCUCUUCCGGAAGUCCUUCCCAGGUGUGGUGCCUGACUUGAUUGAACCAAAUGUGCUUCAGGAGAUGUUUGUGCAGAACCCACACUUGCCCUUACUUGAUCUGCGUUGUACACCCUACAACUAUUCUGACAGCUGUGUCAUUAUCGGCGACGCCGCUCAUGCAAUGGUGCCGUUCUACGGCCAGGGACUGAAUACCGGCUUUGAAGAUGUUCAAAUCCUGUUCCAAGACUUCAUCGACCAAAGACACUGGACAAAGUCAGAUGCCGACCUCAAAGAGCCGACCAUCUUGGACAGUUACACAGAGUUCCGUGAGCCGGACCUACGGACAAUCAACGACCUGGCGCUGGAGAAUUAUACUGACAUGAAAGUUGGGGUCAACCAGACGUCCGUAAAGUUCAGGAAGUGGGUCGAGGAGCGAAUGAGUCUUUACGCCCCUUUACUUGGAUGGGAGACAUUGUACAGGCGAGUGGCAUUUUCCGGCGAAAGGUACUCAGUCGCAAAGGCGAAGAGCGAGCGCCAGCGCAGAGUUCUGUUUGGAACCUGUACGCUAGGUGUCGUGGGACUAAGCUAUGGCGCUGUAUGGAUGUUCAAGCAAGUGGCAGUAAAAGCAGCCCAGUAG
This is a messenger RNA of Saxophila tyrrhenica, 1305 nucleotides long. Its product is annotated as kynurenine 3-monooxygenase, mitochondrial precursor. The coding region runs from base 1 to 1305 and encodes 434 amino acids. Gene Ontology annotation, cellular component: mitochondrial outer membrane. The record is from RefSeq and is a predicted model, not a curated record. The transcript is spliced from 4 exons. Gene Ontology annotation, molecular function: kynurenine 3-monooxygenase activity; FAD binding. NCBI's taxonomy places the organism in Eukaryota, Fungi, Ascomycota, Dothideomycetes, Mycosphaerellales, Extremaceae.